UUCAUUGGAUUCUCAACAUUAAUUUUCAGUGUUUCUGUUGUAGAUGUUCUUGGAGAAUUAGUUAUGGAUGUAUUUGUUCGGCCAGAAAAUACUUUAAUUGACUGCAAUACUAGAUUUAGUGGAUUGAAUGCCGAUCAAAUUCUCCAUGCCGAAUGCAAUUUGGAUAAAGCACGCGAACGCUUAUUUGAAUUGAUCAACUCUGAAACAAUUUUAAUAGGGCAUUCACUUGAAAGUGAUUUGCGUGCAUUACGCCUUGUACAUACUCGUGUUGUGGAUACUAGCAUUGUUUUUCCUCAUCGACUUGGCCCUCCGCAAAAGAGAGCACUUAAAACAUUAGCUUCUGAAAUUCUUCAAAUAAUCAUUCAAGAGGAAGAAGGUGGGCACGACAGUAAAGAAGAUGCAUUGGCCUGCAUGAGAAUUAUGUUGAGGAAAGUACGUGCUGUAGAAUGCUGA
Messenger RNA from Meloidogyne enterolobii, 453 nucleotides. Lineage: Eukaryota; Metazoa; Nematoda; Chromadorea; Rhabditida; Meloidogynidae. The record is from the annotation of a GenBank genome assembly.